This is a messenger RNA of Bufo gargarizans (Asiatic toad), 1046 nucleotides long. Its product is annotated as histone H4. The transcript has a single exon. The coding region runs from base 180 to 491 and encodes 103 amino acids. Gene Ontology annotation, molecular function: structural constituent of chromatin; protein heterodimerization activity; DNA binding. Gene Ontology annotation, biological process: nucleosome assembly. Lineage: Eukaryota; Metazoa; Chordata; Amphibia; Anura; Bufonidae. Gene Ontology annotation, cellular component: nucleosome. The record is from RefSeq and is a predicted model, not a curated record.
AAAAUGAAAACCACCAGCACUUCUGAGCUCAGCCAAUCAGAGCGGGAGGGCGGGGCCUGGAGUUCAGGAACAGCCCCGCCCCCAGCCUCUCCGUGCAGUUCUCCUCCAGGUCCGCCCAUGCUCCAUAUAAAGGAGGGCUCUGGGCUGAGCAGUCACUGCUUUCUGCUCACACCUAGAAGAUGUCUGGUCGCGGUAAAGGAGGGAAAGGGCUCGGGAAAGGCGGCGCCAAGCGGCACAGGAAGGUGCUCCGUGAUAACAUCCAGGGCAUCACCAAGCCUGCCAUCCGCCGUCUAGCUCGCAGGGGAGGCGUCAAGCGCAUCUCCGGCCUCAUCUAUGAGGAGACCCGCGGGGUGCUGAAAGUCUUCCUGGAGAACGUCAUCCGGGACGCCGUCACCUACACCGAGCACGCCAAGAGGAAGACAGUCACCGCCAUGGACGUGGUCUACGCGCUCAAGCGCCAGGGCCGCACUCUCUACGGCUUCGGGGGUUAAUGCUGCCUCCGUCCUCACAGCACAAAGGCUCUUCUCAGAGCCGCCCACAUCUUCCCGGGGAGAAGCUACAAUUCCUUCUGCGCUCAGCCACUGAGGGGUUAACACCGCCCGCACAUCAGGGGGCGGAGAGCCGGACAAUUGUCCGAGAUCAGCGGCGCCCUGUGCUCAGUACAGCCGGAGGUCUACAAUACAGAAAGCCCCAGUAAUGUAAAUCCCGAGCCCCGGGUGUUCUCCACCGCUCCUGCCCCCGCAGCCACAAGACGAGCUGUGCUCGGAGACUGAGGGGUUAACACCGCCCGCACAUCAGGGGGCGGAGAGCCGGACAAUUGUCCGAGAUCAGCGGCGCCCUGUGCUCAGUACAGCCGGAGCUCUACAAUACAGAAAGCCCCAGUAAUGUAAAUCCCGAGCCCCGGGUGUUCUCCACCGCUCCUGUCCCCGCAGCCACAAGACGAGCUGUGCUCGGAGACUGAGGGGUUAAUCCGUCCCGGAGCUGCAGAGACCGGGACGCCAAUGAGCGGCGCUGGUACGGGUCACAUGACCGGCUCCUCCUGUAGA